Ceratosolen solmsi marchali is the source of this 1186-nucleotide messenger RNA. RefSeq names its product Pseudouridine synthase 1 (gene Pus1). The transcript has 5 exons. Gene Ontology annotation, molecular function: RNA binding; pseudouridine synthase activity. NCBI's taxonomy places the organism in Eukaryota, Metazoa, Arthropoda, Insecta, Hymenoptera, Agaonidae. Gene Ontology annotation, biological process: tRNA pseudouridine synthesis; mRNA pseudouridine synthesis. Gene Ontology annotation, cellular component: nucleus. The annotation marks the transcript as partial. The record is from RefSeq and is a predicted model, not a curated record.
UAUAUGUAGAUUAUUAACUUGUCAAAUGGAUAUGACACAAAAUACAAAUAUAAAUAUCAAUAAAAUUGAAAAAAGAUUAUUAAAUGAUGACAUUACAAAUAAUUCAAAAAAACAAAAAGUUGAUCAAUAUAUAAGAAUAAAAAGAAAAAACUAUGCUAUGUUGUUAAGUUAUCUUGGUAAAAAUUAUUAUGGAAUGCAAAGAAAUCCUGGUAUGGCAACAGUGGAAGAACAUUUAAUAAAAGCAUUAUUAAAAGCUAAUUUGAUAAAUUCUGAAACUUUUGGAAUGAUUCAAACUAUUAACUUUCAAAGGGCAGCUAGAACAGAUAAAGGAGUAUCUGCUAUUAGACAAGUUGUUUCUCUAAAGCUACCUGAAGAUCCAUGCAAGGAUACGAUAAAUAACUAUUUGCCUGAAGAUAUACGAGUGUUUGGAAUUAAACGGGUAACAAAAGGAUUCAACAGUAAAUCACAGUGUGAUGCACGAACUUAUUCAUAUACCAUACCUACAUAUGCAUUUAUCCCAGAAAAUUUAGAACAAUUUCAGACAACAGCAAAUUCAAUACUUAUUGAAAAACGGUUAAUAGAAUUAUCUAUUAUUAAUGGAAAACCAUAUCACGAAUAUAGAAUAUCAAAAGAAAAACUACAAAGGUUGCAAGAACUAUUGAAAUAUUUUGAAGGAACUCAUAAAUUUCAUAAUUAUACAUCUAAAGUACUGCCAUUAGAUCCAAGAGCAAGACGUUAUAUAAUGAAUUUUAUAGCCGAAGAGCCUUUUACUAUUAAUAACAUGGAAUUUAUUACCUUAAAAAUUAAAGGGCAAAGUUUUAUGUUACAUCAAAUCAGAAAAAUGAUAGCAAUAAUAAUAGGAAUUAUGAGAAAUAUUAUAACAGCAAAGGAACUUGAACAAACUUUUGAACAACAAAAGUUUGAUAUCUAUAGAGCACCAAGUUUGGGAUUAAUGUUAUAUUUUGUACAUUAUGAAUAUUAUGACAAAAGAUAUGGAUCAGAUGGAAUUCAUGAAAAACUUGAUUGGGCUGAUUGUGAAAAAGAAAUAAUAGAAUUUGAAAAAAAUAUAAUUUAUAAUUACAUCAUUGAUACAGAAAUCAAAGAAAAUACUAUGCUAAAUUGGCUAGCAAAAUUAAAUACUAAUUCAUUUAUACUACGAACAAAUGAAGAACAAAAUUUGAAUGAA